GGGGCCAAGAUGGCUGCGCCCAGCUGCAGCGCCGCCGCCGCCGCCGCCGCCGCCCGGUACUGCCUGGUGAGCGGCAUCCCGGCCGUGCUGCGCUCCGCGCAGCUCCGCGCCUACUUCAGCCAGUUCUUGGAGGCCGGAGGCUUCCUCUGCUUCCACUACCGGCACCGCCCGGAGCGCCCGCCGGCGGGCAGCGGCGGGGAGGCCCCGGCGGCGCCGCGCACCUGCUCCUGCCUGGUGGCCGUGCGGCCCGGCCGCGGCCGCCGCUUCCUGCGCAUGUACUCGGGCAAGCGCUGGGUCGGGCCCGACGGCGCCGCGCUGCCCGGCCGCUGCCUCAUCCGCAGGGUCCGCGUCAGCCCCGGCGCAGGCGCAGAGGCAGUUCCCAGCAGUGAGGAGCAGACAGCUGCCGGGGAGUCUGUCACAGAGGCAGAGCUGAAGCGGCUGCCCGAGCUGAACCCCCCUUCCUUCAUGCCCUAUGGCAACGUGGGCACCCCCCUGAGAGUGUUCCUGGAGCUGAUCCGGGCCUGCAGGCUGCCCCCACGGAUCAUCAAGAAGUUGCAGCUGGAUUUCCCCAGGACAGGCUCCAGCCGCAGGUAUGGGAAUGUGCCCUUCCAGUACCAGGACUCUGAGCUGGCUGCAGAGGAAGAAAGAGUUUACACUGCUGCAGGGGAUGAGAUCACAGAGGGAGAGGGGCCUGUGGCAAGAGCUGAGCUGACUCACCCAGCCAGUGCUGAGGAGGAUGAAGAGGGGCAGGAAGAGGAGGAAGAGGAGUCACACUCAGAUGAUGACGACGACACCUGUGAGGAGUGGGAGCGGCACGAGGCCCUGCACGAGGAUGUGACCAAGCAGGAGCGCAGCGAGGAGAGGCUCUUCGAGGAGGAGAUUGAGCUCAAGUGGGAGAAGGGAGGCUCUGGCCUGGUCUUCUACACAGAUGCUCAGUACUGGCAAGAGGAGAAUGGAGACUUUGAUGAGCAGACUGCAGACGACUGGGACGUGGACAUGAGCAUCUACUAUGACAGAGAUGGAGGUGAUAAGGAUGCUCGGGAUUCGGUCCGGAUGAGGCUGGAGCAGCGGCGCCGCAGCGGCCUGGAGGGUGGCUCUGCCCCAGGGCAGAUUGGCAGCUUUGAGAGGUACACCAAGGGCUUUGGCAGGAAGCUGCUGGAGCAGCAGGGCUGGACGGAGGGGCAGGGGCUGGGCAGCAGCAGCUCUGGAAUGGCAGAAGCUCUGGACAACGAGGGUCAGAACCCCAGAUGCAAGAGGGGACUGGGGUACCAUGGGGAGAAGCUGCCAACCUUCAUCAGGGUGAAGAAGCGCCGUGAGGAUGCUCCCAUCCUCAUCUCCACCAUCUACGAUGACCCUGACCCGCAGGACAGUGGGGACCAGCUGCUCAGGCGCCAGCCCCCCACCGCCAUGAAGUACAGGCAGAACAUGGCCUUUGUGCGGGCAUCCCAGGGGGCUCUGCAGAGCUCUGAGGCCCAGGCUCACUGAGGCCAGGCUCACUGAGGCCAGGCUCACUGGGGCCCAGG
Molecule: messenger RNA, 1523 nt
Organism: Dryobates pubescens (Downy woodpecker)
Lineage: Eukaryota; Metazoa; Chordata; Aves; Piciformes; Picidae
Gene: GPATCH3
Product: G-patch domain containing 3
Exons: 7
Coding region: 10-1485 (491 amino acids)
Biological process (GO): negative regulation of type I interferon production; positive regulation of DNA-templated transcription; negative regulation of RIG-I signaling pathway
Molecular function (GO): nucleic acid binding
Source: RefSeq, a predicted model, not a curated record